CCGUCUGAUGGAAUGCUUAACGGUAACACUGGGUGUAAAACAGAAAAAUACUAUUGUGCCCAGUUGCCUUGCCUGUCCCAGCGAAGCCAAAAACAGAGUAAUUUGUUGUACGUCGUCUGCUAAGAUACUGACACAGGCUCAGAAUUUAGCAGCCAAAACAGUGACAGUUCACAAUUGCGGUGGAUAUUUCUGUCGUUAAACGAACGCCGGUGUCUAACUAUUUACAUUGACGCAAUUCCGUGAGUGAAGAAGAAAAUGGCUUUGGAUAGUCUCGUGAGACUCGAUCAUCUACGAGCGUUCAAACCGCGAUGCGAUGAUGAGCUGAAAAGUCUGGAAGAUGUGGAUGAUAAUAUAAAGUUUCAUUCAAAAAUUUGUGUGCCUCCAUUUUCCGAGCCUGUAGAGACGUUAGCUCAUCUGAAGCAGCGGGACGAGCAUGGUCGUCCAUUGAACCUGAACUUCAACAAGGGAACGACAACGUGCGCGUUCAAGUAUCAGGGCGGCGUAUGCAUCUGCGUUGACUCCCGAGCAACUGGUGGAAACUAUAUAGCAUCGGGGUCCGUUCAAAAGGUGAUCGUAAUCAACGAUUAUCUAUUGGGCACAAUGGCCGGAGGAGCUGCCGAUUGCACUUACUGGCUUCGCAUCCUUUCUGAAAGGUGUCGUAUGUAUGAACUCCGUAACAAGGAGCGUAUCUCGGUGGCAGCUGCCUCAAAACUACUUGCAAACAUUCUCUACAAUUACAAAGGUAUGGGUCUAUCCAUGGGAACUAUGAUAAUUGGCUACGACAAACGUGGACCUGGUUUGUAUUGGGUCGAUAAUUCGGGUACCCGGAUGUCAGGCAACCUAUUUUCGUGCGGAUCUGGAUCACCAUACGCACUCGGCGUCCUCGACACCAACUACCGAUUUGACAUGACUGAUGAAGAGGCGUACGAGUUGGGCAGGAAAGCAAUCACUGCAGCCACGUUCCGAGAUUUCGCUUCUGGAGGUAUCGUAAGGUGUUACCAUAUGAAGCCUGAUGGAUGGACGCAUGUUUCCGACACGGAUUGCAUGGAACUGUACUUCAAGUAUGAAGAGGAAAACAAAGAGAGGUGGGGAGUCCAACAAUGAACGCGGCACCAUUAAGCGCCUUUAAAUCUGCAUGCGACGACUACGUGGUGUUUGAACGUUAACGACAGGCGGUUGCAACACGUGGAAGCUUAUUAAUAAAUACAUUUGGAAAUCAUCUUACACUUUUA
Messenger RNA from Varroa destructor (honeybee mite), 1232 nucleotides. RefSeq names its product proteasome subunit beta type-5-like. Gene Ontology annotation, cellular component: proteasome core complex; cytoplasm. Lineage: Eukaryota; Metazoa; Arthropoda; Arachnida; Mesostigmata; Varroidae. Gene Ontology annotation, molecular function: threonine-type endopeptidase activity. The record is from RefSeq and is a predicted model, not a curated record.